CGCUGGGCCUCAUCGUCAAACGCGCUCGUCCACGAUCACGCAAGGUCAUGGCGGAUGCAUCCACACGUACAAACAAACACGCACAAACACACACCUCAUCGAUGCACCGUUCGUCCUGACGCGCAGGGCCACACGGUGCAAACACCCUCUCGCCCUCAUUUCAUGACAAUCUGCGUGGAAUUUGCCGGGCUAGUGUCGACGCGAUCCUUCAUUAAGGUUAUGCUUUCCGCCGCGAUCAACCGACUGAACAGCAGGUAGAAGGGCGACACGGCCAACCUGGCUCUGGGCAUCUUUUCGGCCGAUCAACCAGGCCCGCGCGAGCGAAGAUCACGUUCCCAGGCCAAAGCGCGGGUCAAUGGGUGUUGGAGCAGCCAUACUUCGCCGUGUUUUCUACGCCUUCUCAGAUCUGCCACGUCUAUCCGGAUCGUCCUGUUGAGACCUCUGCGCAACCCAACGACAACAUUCCGCUCAGCCCUAAGGUCUGGUACCGGCCGUGUGGGAAGACGGACGGAGACCUGUCAUGGCUCCCUAGUCGACGCGAAAACACGUCCAGUCUCCUAAGGAGGGAUGGAUCCACCCAGGAAAGUGUCUUUUUUCACUCGUGGCUUGCUUUAAAUUCCGAUAGCGACGGCACCAUGGAAGACGGGCGCCGUGAAUUCCCCAAAGAAGCUCAAGCCACGCGCUGAAGCAUUCACAGGGCGUAGUGUUGUUUGGGCGGUGGUGGUGGACGACCUCGGACCGCGUCUUCUGCGUGCUCGCACGGUGUCGGGCCGGGUAGUGCACCUUACGACGGCGGCGGUGAGAGCAGGGAAGAUACGAGACAGCGGCUCCGAUUCCAGGCACAGGACCAAGGGCCACUGUAUAUCCCGGCAUCCCCCAGUGUGACACAAGGUGUGCUUCCAUGCCGACCUAAUCUCUCGUUUCGUGGGGAGGCGCAUUUCCAUACUGACUUGGCCUUAAUCCGGUUAGUCCAACGGCCGGCCGACUUCAAACACGCUCCUGUCUCUGUCCGGCCAUGCUUGAAACACUUUGCGAUCAAAAAGACGUCUCUCGUUCUCUUUCGGCGCUUUUUUUUUUCUUUCGCGUGUCACCCCCUCACUCGCUACUUUUCCUUAUUUCAUUCGACCUUCUCUCGCUCUCUCUCCAGGUUCCCAUUUCGUUUGCAGUCUUUGUCCAACAGUUCGUGACGCCCGGCCCGCGUACUCACCUUGACCCCUGCUGGCAAUUCUCGCCUGCGUGAGCGAUCUGAGGCACUCCCACUUCGCUUGGACACUCUGUUGUGCUCGUUAUCCCUGCGUCCUAGUCCCGCUGUUUCUAUAUCGCCCGAGCAGUCACCAAAUCAUCCCUGCUGAAUAGCAACGGACUCUCAUAUCGAUCCGCCUUGGUGCUACGUGCUUCCACCCGGUCUCGCAGUCAAUUGUUUGCCGCGUAAUCUUUGCGCACUAAUAUCUCGCGAGAUUGACUUCUCCUUCACCAAUGCAGCCUGAUCGCGCCUUCUGAGCUCAUGUGCUUACCGUACCAUGGCCCGAGAUGAUCAGGGCCGUAAGUCAGGACGCAACUUCGCGUCCUUACGGGCGACAUUCUCACGAAGCACUCUUGCGCUGAAUGAAGGAUUAACCAAGGAGGACGUCAGGAAACCCGCAGUCGAAGAGGUCAAACCGGCCCCAAAGACGAAGCAACUGGAUCGCCGCCAAUCCAAGUACACACUGUUCGACCUCUUUAGCAAACCCAAGGUUCAGACCGCUCGAGGCUACCAUGAGACAGGACUGCAACCUGUUGUUGAGCAGCUGCCACCACCACCGCAUCCGCUGCCACCACCACAGCCACCACCCUCAAAGCAGCUACAUGUUGUAGAAGAGAGGCCAAAGAGGGAAUUGGAGACGGUUGAGCCAUAUCCCACUCGAAAACCUCCGCCUCCUCCUCAACAGCAAUCCUUGCAGACGAGCGCAAUCGAGCCUCCAGCUCGGAUAGAACAACCACGGACAGCCGACUACUGGGAGGCCAUUCCGCUUUCUCAAGCAUACCCCCAGGCCAUCAGACACGGCGUACUCCAGUGCCCCGCAGCAUCCGUUGAUACGCUUCUGCGGUUGCAGAAUCUUAGGUCCCAAGCGGGGUUCCUUGGGAGCAACACUUCGCUGCCCUCCGUGAAGGAGAAUGGUGACAGCGAGACGCCCCAGGAAAGUGCAAAACUUGUGUCUCGACGAUUUUCCACACUCAAUGAAACUCCCGAGCUUGUGAAUAAGAUUUUCGUCUUGAUGACAACAGGGCGCCUGGUCCAGUAUACUGGUAAUGGAACUUCCGAUCGUAAGCCCGAAAAGGUGUUGCAGCUGGGCGAGAAGUCGGCCGCAUUUGUGUGUGACCUCAUACCUGGCAAGCAUUGGGUGGUUCAGGUUGUACAGCACAUGAAUGCGCAGGCGGCUCCUCAAAUCAACAAAUCGCGAUCGAUUCUCUCGCGGUUGCGCAACCCCGUAGCGGGAAGAAAAAAUGCCACGAACAUUUUGUUGGUCUUCAGAAGUGCUGAGGAUAUGCACGGGUGGCUGAGGGCGAUCAGGGGUAUCAUUGAGAAGAUGGGCGGGGAAAAGAAGAAAGAUGACGGUGAGGCUCAUGUCGUGAAUGAGGAAAGUGUGGACGCCGUCACCGAAGAGAAACUGGGCCACCGAUAUCGAAUAUCUAGACCGACGAGUUUGAUCUCGGCGACGUCUUCAACUCAUCGACCUCGAUCCAUGUCGUCUUUCUCACGGCCAAGAUCACCGCGUUCGCCAGUGGACAUUGCUGUUCCUCCAGUUCCAAGUAAUGCAAACAUGCCUGUCCAAAAUUCCCCAAGCAGCUCGCCUCGGGACGCCAGCUUUCCCGCGGAGCUCCAUUCGCUCGUGGGAAGGGCUACAAGUACUUCACCUAUGGACUCAUCUGUGGCUUCAAGUGACCAAGUUCGGCUUGAGAGGCUGAGAGAAGGGUCGCGAGCUUCUGAAAUCUCAACGAGGGCCUCUCAGGCAUCGGAUACAGAUCACGGGACAAUCCCAACUUCGAAGGCUUCCUCUCAACCGCCAUCGCCACAAGUCGAAAUAUUCGGUGACUUGUCUAGUGAGAGCCAACAAGCUCCGUGUACGUCAGACACUGUGGCGAGCAGCAACACUGGACAGUUGACGGUCGCGUCAACGGCUCCAACUGACACAAGCACAAUUGAAGCAAGCACACAGUCUCCGCAGCCGUCGUACGAAGACGUUAUGUCUUCACGCUUGAGCGAUAUUCUGGAGCCCAAAUCAGUUGAAGCUCCUGUGCUGAAUUCACAAAAUCCUCGAUCAAGAACGUCUGAAGUGUACUCUCACACGUUGCCUGCGAGGCUAAAAUUGCUAGAGAUUACUGAGAAAAGCAACUCGGAGAUUGAGUCGUGGGACGGAAGAUCGCGUCCCGAUUCUAUUGUAGGACAGCUACCAUCGAUUACAUCGCGAUCAUUGAGCCGUAUGGACUCUGUUUCAAACCCAAGACGCCCAUUAUCGCGUAUGCUUCCAAUCAGGCCAUCGGAUCCAAGCGCUGUGCCACCGCAACGAAGCGUUGGCCCAGGUCCUGUUGCCUAUCCUCGACGGUACUCUUCACUGCCUGCAACAAAAUCGCAAAGCAUGGAGUCUUCUCGAACGACGACACCGGUCACUUCUAACUCAAGAGAAAAUUCUUCUAGUCAAGCUACUGCAGAAACAACUAUGAAGCGAUUAUCUGCGCCUACACAUCGAGAGCGUAUGCCAUCACUUCCUUUGGUAAUAAAUCCUCAGCCCAGCCCACCUCAACAGGCCUCCCAACAGGUGCGCCCACUCCGCCGGCCAACUAGCCUCCAGAUUCGCUCGGAUCCUGCGCCAUUCCUGUCUCAGCGUCGCCCAAGCAUAACGAGUCGGCCGUCACAUGCUUCUACACUGUCAAACUCUUAUUUUGCAGGAUCAAUACCCUCGAACGACUUUUUACAGAGCGUUGGCCCCAGACGAGCUUCAAGCGUCGGUUUCAAGCCAUCCAACGCUCCCAUCGCCAGGCCAGUUGUCCCCGUAGCACCUCCAUCUGUCUUGGCCUCACCAGCGCCUACUCCAGCGCCAACGACUGCCCCGCCAGAACCACCUCAAAAUCCGAGCCGGCCUGCAGUGCGAACAAGAACUUCGAUGCCAGCUAUGAUGUUUUCCGGCUUGCCGCCAGCAGCACCUCCACCGAGCACGCCUCUUCCCUCGUUGCCGGCAAAUGUUUCUAGUCCCUCAGAACCACCCAACGUGCCGCUUCCCUCGUUGCCAGUAAAUAUGUCUAGUCCCUCAGAACCACCAAACAUGCCUCUUCCGCCAUUGCCACCAAAUGUAACACCUCCAUCUCAACGGGCAAGUAGGCCAUUGUCUUCAUUACCGCCAAACAUACCUCUACCGCCUCUCCCUACUCACGCAGUGGCCUUGUAACCCGACUACAUCCAUUCUUCGCUACGAACUGGAGUUUCUGGGAACAAUCGGCACAAGUUCUCGUGGCUCCUUUCGGCGAAAACAUGCAUCUGAUAUGUCAUUUAACGACCAAUUACAUCGAACACGGCCGCCGUAUUUUUUUUAUUACUUGAAAUGGUUUUCUGGCUCCCGGGGGGGAUUUACCUAUGUUGUACAGAUAGAAAGCUAUUCGGGCGCAUUUUAAGGCAUAACUUGUUGUCUUACUCUUACUCGGGAAUUUGUGAUACCACUUGUGUUCUAAAUUUUAGUCCUAAGAUCGGAAAUCAGGAGGUGGGGAAGGUCAUCAAAAGCUGAACCAUUUAGGGUUUAUGUAUAUAUGUACAUUAGAUACCAUAAUCCCAAGCUCGC
Messenger RNA from Verruconis gallopava, 4811 nucleotides. RefSeq lists its product as uncharacterized. The record is from RefSeq and is a predicted model, not a curated record. NCBI's taxonomy places the organism in Eukaryota, Fungi, Ascomycota, Dothideomycetes, Venturiales, Sympoventuriaceae. The transcript has a single exon. Bases 1521 to 4424 code for a protein of 967 amino acids.